GAGAUUUAGACGGCCCUUUGCUUUUUCGUUUGAUUUAGUUUUGGGUCGGUUUUCUGUUUUUUUUUUCCUCCCUUUGCAUUCUCCACGAUCAUUCUCACUACGAACACUGAACAAGAGAGAAAGAGAUCACGGUUAUUAUUUUGGUUUUUGUUCCCCGAAGCACUUGACACACUUCCCAAAAUCGAAAGACAUGCGCGAUGGUAACAAAAGCACAAUUUUUCUGUUUUUUCUACGAUUUCAAAUCGUAAUUAAAGUCCAACCGGAGAUGCUCCAGUGCAUUUCGAUCGAAGGAAUCCCCUAGGAAAUUUUGAUCGAAACAGCAGUUAGAUAUUUAAAUGUCAAACGAUCGUUUGAAAUAGCGUCAGUAGUAAUUACGAGCACAACUUAAUACGUAUGUUUUAUAAGUUAAAAAAAGACCCUGAAAAAUGUGACCAUCAGCUGUGUUUACCAAGCAAGUUAUCGGUUAAUUCGUUGUUUUUAUUUCUAUUUACGUCGGUGUUGUUUUCACUGUCCAGUGAAUGUUGGUGAAAGUGUGACACUGUGUAAUUGUUUUUACCGUUUAUUCUUUCUCAGCAGUUUAAGCAUUGUUGUGAGGUGUUGUUUUAGUUGCACUGUAAGGUCUUUAUUGUGUAGCUUAAAGUGUGAAGUUAACCACCAAAAUAAAGUGAUCAACCAGAGCAGAUCGUGUUGUUACAACGUUACUGGUUUUAUCCCCUAUCGUUCAGAAAACAAUUGCUAACACCAGGGACAUGGAUUGAUCAAAAUUCUCCGAAGCAAGGAGGUUCUCUUUCGUAGCAGUGUGACCCUGUCGGAAGUAAUUAUUUAUUCUUUCCUACACUAAACAUCAAUCAACAUUCGAGCUCGAUUGAGAACGGCAGCGAAGAACAUUCCCUGGACAAGAUUGUCCUACGUACAUACGAUACAGAAAAGGUUAAAGUUGGAUUGGUACGCUAAAGUGCACACUCCAGAACCAUCGUGGCUGCAAGAUGAAAGACGUCGAGUUUCAAGACAUCGAAUACGCGGUCAACGUACGCAAAAGUUUCCUAAGUGAAAGUCACAAACGGACGAUCCUCAAAGGUGUCAGUGGUGUUUUCCGGCAUGGACAAUUAACAGCAAUUAUGGGUCCCUCCGGGGCUGGCAAAAGUAGUCUACUGAACGCAAUCUCCGGCUAUCGAAAAUCGGGCGUUCAGGGUACGGUACAUCUGAACAAGAAGGCAUCCUGCUACAUCACACAGGAGGAUCAUCACCAACCGAUGCUGACGGUGGAAGAGUUGAUGGGGAUCGCGUGCAAGCUAAAAAUUAAGGACCAGUCCGACUGUCAGGAAACGAUCACCGAAGUACUGUCCAGCUUGAACCUUAACCAUCGGCGCAAUGUAACGGCCGAGCGACUGAGUGGUGGCGAACGGAAACGGCUCUCGAUCGCAUUGGAGAUGGUUGCCAAUCCGUCCGUCUUUUUCUUGGACGAGCCGACGAGCGGGUUGGAUGAGGUAACGGCAGCAAACUGCGUGCGAUUACUGCGAGAUUUGGCCCGUCAAGAUCGGACAGUGGUCUGCACGAUCCAUCAGCCUUCGGCGAGUAUUUUCGCGCUGUUCGAUCACAUUUACGUGAUUGCUCGGGGAGAGUGCGUGUACCAGGGUAAUCCAAAGGCGCUCGUUCCAUUCCUGGCUCACCUGAACAUCGAAUGUCCACGGCACUACAAUCCAGCUGACUUUAUUAUUGAAAUCUGUGAUAGUGACACCCAGGAACUCAUUCCAACACUUGCCAACGCGAUGCAGAACGGGAAAUCCAUAUGCUCGGAACAUCAGCAAGCCGGAGCAAUUGGAGCCGGUGGUACUGCAUCCGGACCGACCUCGAUCUCCUCCGACCACGAGCCAUCCUCGCUCGAGCCGGUCAGUGAGUUUGUGCUGAAACCGACUGUCACCUCCAUGAUACUGGACCGGCAAGGACCGCACGUUAGUACGCUUGUGCAGAAGAUGAAACAGAUCACACGCUUCUUUCACAACCGGCAUGCCGUGUCCGGGUUCGUACAGUUUUGGGUGCUGUUUCGAUUGAUGUGGACCAAAAUCAUUCGUAACCGGACGGUGCUCUGGAUUCAGCUGAUACAUCACAUAGCGUGUGGAAUUUUCAUUGGUUUAAUAUUUUUGAAUGCCGCCAACGACGGAGCACGCAUGUUCGAUCACCUGAAGUUCUGUCUCGGAGUGUGCUUCUUCUUUUGCUAUACACAAGUUAUGGUUCCAAUUUUAAGCUAUCCACGUGAGGUAAAGUUGGUAAAGAAGGAAUGCUUCAAUCGCUGGUAUGGUCUAUUUCCUUACUAUCUUGCCCUGACAUUAUCGCGGCUGCCCGUACAGCUACUGCUCAAUAUUGUGUUCACCAUGCUGGUCUACUGGCUGUCCGGUUUGCCACCAGAGUUCUUCCGCUACUGUUUGUUCGCGCUCGUCGGCAUCAUUGUAUCGCUGUGUGCGGAAGGAUUCGGUCUCAUGAUCGGUGCCACUUUCAAUGUGAUGAACGGUUCCGCCAUUGGUCCGCUAACGAUUGCGCCCUUCCUUGGGCUGGCCAUUUAUGGGUUCGACUUUGCGCCCCAAAUCCCCAUGCUGAUGCAAUGGCUAAUGCGCGUAUCAUUCAUCCGUGGCGGUGUCGUGUCCGUCGUGCUGGUUGUGUUCGGUUACAAUCGGGCCCGACUAGAGUGCAACGAGAUGUACUGCCACUUUGACGAUCCAAAGGUUCUGCUGCAUUACGUGCGCAUCGAUAACACCACACUGUUGUUCGAGCUAAGCAUUCUGAUCUCGAUGACGCUCUUCUAUCGGUUGGUGUGUUACCUGAGCCUCCGGAGACGUUUCUACAAGUAGAAGAGGAAAACUUUAAGGGGAAAACCAAGGGAAAACGACACUCCUCACGGUGCCUUCGCAUGAACCCACUGAUGUUAAACAAUUAUGUGAUCCUGUCGAUGCCGCUUGUUCGUAUCGAGAGUUUUGUUUUUAGUGUAGCAACGUAUCUUCUCAUGUAUAGACGGGGGCAUGUUCUUCUUAAAAUUUGAUAUCUAUUUCGGUUUUUAGAAUGACUACAAACACUGACAAUAACGUAUAACAAGACUUGAUCUUCAGUUCCAUGUGGGGUAGAAUAAGACUUUUUUUAAAUUUUCAUAGAUCUUACUACCCAUAGGGAAGGGCUUUUACAAGACAAGAAUCCAAAGUACUAAUGACAGGAUAGGGUCUCUCUGGAUGGGUGACGUUGUGAGUUAUCUCUGUAUUGGGUGGAAUGUUUAAUGCCACAAAAGAAAAACAGUGAAUCAGCUACCGGUACAGAAUGUAAUGCAUCACAACAUUUCCAUUAGCUUGCUAGAGGAUAAAGGAGUUCUAUUAAAUUUAGAAGUAGAAGCCGAGGUUCUGCGGUCCUGCAUAGGUAGUGUUUGUUUUAUUUCAGUUAGGCUUAAGCUGUGCAAGUAUACAGACUUACCAUUUGAAUGUAUUGUUAAGCAGUGGAUGGUAAGGUUAAACAACAACACACAACUAGUGAUGAUAUUUUUUUUACAAGGAAAACGAAGAAAAACAAAUUGUACUUACAAAAAUUGAGACACAAAUAAAUGAUUGAUUGGUCACUUUUUCGACUGUUAGAAUUUA
Molecule: messenger RNA, 3617 nt
Organism: Anopheles funestus (African malaria mosquito)
Lineage: Eukaryota; Metazoa; Arthropoda; Insecta; Diptera; Culicidae
Product: ATP-binding cassette subfamily G member 4
Exons: 8
Coding region: 987-2846 (619 amino acids)
Cellular component (GO): plasma membrane
Molecular function (GO): ABC-type transporter activity; ATP binding; ATP hydrolysis activity
Source: RefSeq, a predicted model, not a curated record